AUGGACCGCCCCCGGAGCAUGGAUCAGCCUCCAAAGCCUAUCCACGUGGCAUCGCGGAGCUUACAUCCUACUAUCGAGCCCCCGUUGGCACAAGACCUUUCGGGAUGCAAAACUCCAGAGUCGUUUGGAGAGUCUACCAAUGAUACUCAUUGGUUGCCGGACCCAUUUAAGCAGCACUACGUAAAGGUCAGAGGAUGUUCUAAAGGACGGUUGGACCUGCUGCUGGCUAAGCUACAUUAUUUCGGCUUUUUCGUUCUGGAUAUCCGUAAGCAGCUCCGGAUGGGAAUCGGACCCACGACCUUUGGUUUACAAGACCAACGCUCUGCCACUAAGCUACCGAAGCAAUCAAUUGUUGUUGUAGAGAUCAGGCGCUCUAAAGUUUACGUACGGGUCCAUGGAGGUCCAACGGAAAAACAACGCCUGUAA
Molecule: messenger RNA, 426 nt
Organism: Gregarina niphandrodes
Lineage: Eukaryota; Apicomplexa; Conoidasida; Eugregarinorida; Gregarinidae
Exons: 2
Coding region: 1-426 (141 amino acids)
Source: RefSeq, a predicted model, not a curated record